AGGCUGGAGCGCGCACCCAGCACCGGAUAAGAACAAGCGGAGGACAGUCGGGGUCGAUGUGAGAGCGUGCGCCGACCAGGGCCCUCCCUGCAGAGCCCCGGGCAGGGCCAUGCCGGCGCGCUCCUCCCGCACUGCAGUCUGCAUCCACUAGCUCCCUCCACGGCGGCCUGCCGUCCCCUCUCCUGGGCGAGAGCUUGGUCCCACCAUGUGCCCCAGGGUGCUGUGGGUGGCUCUGCCCACGCUGUGCCUGCUGGCCUGCUCCGUGCAGGGGAAGCCACUGCAGAGCUGGGGGCGGACAUCGGCUGCAGCGAAUGCCCGCGGGUCUCUGGGGGAGUCCCGAGGUGAGCCCCGGGAGGGCCCCUUCGACCUGAAGAUGUUCCUGGAGAACAUGAAGGUGGAUUUCCUGCGCAGCCUCAACCUGAGCGGGGUCCCCUCCCAGGACAAGACCCGAGUGGAGCCGCCGCAGUACAUGCUCGACCUGUACAACAGGUACACCACCGACAGGGCGGCCGCCCCAGCGUCCAACAUCGCGCGGAGCUUCAGCGUGGAAGGUGCCGUCUCCAUAGCCGCCACGGAAGACGCCCCCUUCCAGAAACACGUCCUGCUCUUCAACGUCUCCAUCCCCAGGCACGAGCAGGUCACCAGGGCUGAACUCCGACUUUACGUUUCCUGCCAAAACCACGUGGACUCCUUUCAUGGGCUGAAAGGCCACGUGGCCAUUUACGACGUUCUGGACGGAGCGGGCGCUUGGGACGCCACCGCAGGGACCAGGACCUUCCUGGCAUCCCAGGACAUCCGGGACGAGGGCUGGGAAAGCCUGGAAGUGUCCAGUGCCGUGAAGCGGUGGGCCAGGGCGGACGCCACCACAAGCAAGAACAAGCUGGAAGUGACCGUGGAGAGCCACAGGAAGGGCUGUGACAAGCUGGACAUCAGUGUGCCCCCGGGUUCCAAGAACCUGCCCUUCUUCGUUGUCUUCUCCAACGACCGCAGCAACGGGACCAAGGAGACCAGGCUGGAGCUCAGGGAGAUGGUGGGCCAUGAGCAGGACAGCGUGCUCCAGGGGCUGUCCAAGAACAGCCACGGCAUGGAGGAGGACAUGGACAGCCACACGGCCACGGGGUCAUCUCUAGCCAGGCGGAGAAGGAGCACCGGGACCAGCAGCCACUGUCAGAAGACCUCCCUGCGCGUGAACUUUGAGGACAUUGGCUGGGACAGCUGGAUCAUCGCGCCCAAGGAGUACGACGCCUUUGAGUGCAAGGGCGGCUGCUUCUUCCCCCUGGCGGAUGACGUGACGCCGACCAAGCAUGCCAUCGUGCAGACCCUGGUGCACCUCAAGUUCCCCACCAAGGUGGGCAAAGCCUGCUGCGUGCCCACCAAACUCAGCCCCAUCUCCAUCCUCUACAAGGACGACAUGGGCGUGCCCACCCUCAAGUACCACUACGAGGGGAUGAGCGUGGCGGAGUGUGGGUGCAGGUAGUGCCUGCCUAUGAGGCUGGCAGAUGCAGGCCAGGGAAGGGGGUGCUAACGAGGGGUUCUGUGUCGCCCUGGCCGUGAUGGGGACUAAGUCAACCUGCAUGCCAGCCUGGAGAAGGACAGAGAGCCCAGGAACCCUGCCAUCACUCAGGCCCACCCAGAGCACGUGCUGCUGGGCUCCGCUGUCGGGGAGGACAAUGGCUGGGGGAUGCGGGGGUUUGGACAGAAUAGAAAAGCCCAGAAGGGCUGCUUGAGAGUGGGGGAGGGAAGAUGGCAAAAAGGGAACAGGGAAAAAAUAGUCCAGAGCAGAGAGGUGAUGUGCACACAUAUGGAACCCAAAGGGUGGAGGACAGACGUAUUCCAACCACGGGGGCCGGGGGAGGGCCGGGAAAGAAGGGAAAGUACUGCCCAGUGCCACAUGCCCGACACUCACAGCCUAGCCAGGUGGCCCUUGUGACCAUGACUGCCAGUCUACCGAUUUGGACACAAGGCACAGGCAGGCCAGGUGCCCAGGCAGGUCACACGGCAGCCAAAGAGCAGCCAGGCAGCGGCGGACCAGCCUGGCUGAGCCCAGCCCAUCGGUACACGCCCGCGGGGCUGUGUUGCUCUGUAGGUCCCAGGCACAGCCUGACUGCUCGGUGCCUUUGCUCAUUCUGGGCCAAUGCUUCCUAAUAUCACCGCAGGUCACUGAAGACCUACCCCCAGAGUGCACUGUGGCCAGAGCUGCUCCGACCCGCUGCGGCAGUGCUGUCUGGGUGUCCAUGGACUCAAAUCAGGUAGCGGCUAGGAGUGGGGACCACUCACCCUGAGGGGCGGGCAGCCAGGGGCAGCCUCUGCAGUCGUGGCUCCUCGCCAGCCCACUCGCACAGGACACCCAUGGCCGGCCUGGAUUUGCACUGUUGGAAUGAAACGUGCUCUGGCUUCGGCCCCUAGUUUUACUGCUCGGUGACACGCGCUCGGAUGCUACAAUGUCCAGCCUCUGGGGAAGGGGCUCCCCGGCCUAUGAAGAACAUGGGUCCUUAUCAACCAUGUUCGGCUCCGCCCACACUGGUGGCUUUGUGGGCAACGUGCGCCCAGCCCUGUCCAGGGCUUGCAUGACGGGACGGGUCUCAGCCCCCCUGAGCCUGAGGGAGAGCAGACUUCUCACUUCCCCUGUUUCAUGCUCUCCUCUCCCGGCCACACCUGAACCGGGUGGAGUGACAGGGAGUGUGAACGUGAUGGAGACUUCCAGCAGGAGCAUGGUCUGGAGGAAGCACAGAGAUUUGAACCACUGCCACUAGCUGAAGCUCCCACGCUGUUUUCUUUUUUGAGAGAUUUUUGAUAUACGGCGUGUGCGCUCACUGGAGAGACAGAGUGAAA
This is a messenger RNA of Tupaia belangeri chinensis (Chinese tree shrew), 2832 nucleotides long. It is a transcript of the gene GDF2, whose product is annotated as growth differentiation factor 2. The transcript is spliced from 2 exons. NCBI's taxonomy places the organism in Eukaryota, Metazoa, Chordata, Mammalia, Scandentia, Tupaiidae. Gene Ontology annotation, biological process: BMP signaling pathway. The record is from RefSeq and is a predicted model, not a curated record. Bases 206 to 1477 code for a protein of 423 amino acids. Gene Ontology annotation, cellular component: extracellular region. Gene Ontology annotation, molecular function: growth factor activity; cytokine activity.